Molecule: messenger RNA, 384 nt
Organism: Ostertagia ostertagi
Lineage: Eukaryota; Metazoa; Nematoda; Chromadorea; Rhabditida; Trichostrongylidae
Source: the annotation of a GenBank genome assembly
AUGAGGCUGAUAUUGCUCACGUUACUCUUGGUUCUUGCCGUUAACGGAGGCGUACUUGACAAAGUGAAAGGAGUGUUCACUGGAGAAGGCAGUUUUGGACAAAAACUGAAGAAUGCAACUAUUGUUAGCUUCAAAAAGCUCUUCGAAAACACGGCACUCUUCAGAAUCAAUGAUAAGAUCAGGAGCAUGAAGGAAAAAGUGUUGAAGACCCUGGAACUAUCACCAGCGAUGAUGAAGUCACUGCAAGAGAGAUUAAAGAAACUGCGACCUUUCAAGAACGAUAAAGUACACGAGAUGGGAGACACUAUUACAGACGUCAAUAAAAAUAGUCAGGUCGACCAAUACCUCUACCAAGGCGACAUGCUUUUAACAGAGUACGUUUAA